AGUCUUACGACCCUUCUCCCAUCGACAUCAUAUCUACUGGCUUAUGCUUUACCUCUACUUUUACUCUCUAUUUUGCUCACCUUCUCUGGUGCAUUUUUUACCCUUGACCGUACACGACAAUUUGCGCCUCGAUAUGAUGCUAUGCCAGGUGCAUUUGAUUCACCAAAGAAAUUGAAAUGGAUUCUGGAAGGCGGCAUCGGAGGCUUGGCCAUUGGAUAUGUCUUUGGACUACAUUGCUCGACGUUCUUGGCACUGCUAAUCCCAUCCACUACAUCCUCAAGCGCACUGUCAUCCAAGUCCUUUGUCGCCGUCUGGUUUCUACCUUCCCUCCUGACUACAUUUCUUGCCGGGAGGUGGAAAUAUUGUGCAUUGGCGCUCGGCGGUAUUUCCGGAGGCGCCCUUUUCGCUCUUGCUCUUUCGGUCAUCGUCCAUCCCUCUCUACUGACACGGAUCGUCUUUUUGUCCAUAUGCGCCCCCAUAGUGGCCCUCUUCACUCUGCUCCCACUUGCCAGGUUCCAGCAUGCGUCUCUUCGCUUCGCCACAGCGUCCAUGGGUUCUUUUGGCGUCAUCGUAGCCAUAGCGGCUUUGGCACAUGUUCCCGCAUGGACCAAUGUGUGGGAGCGCCUAUGGCUUACUGCAAGUAUUGAAUGGGAAACAAGCAAGGAGAAAGGUCUCAGCGCUGGGUUCUGUCUGUUCCUCUGCGCAGGGAUGGCGUCGGACUGGUUCCUGAAGAGGACAUUUGGCGAAUGCCCAGAUCAGAAAUGGGACAGCUAUCUCGCUGACUAUGCGGCAAACCUUCCCAAUCAUGCUGACCGUGCAGGAACCUAUCAGCCCUUCACAUCCGUAUGGGACCGUAUCUUUGGUUCAACGGAAAAGCCUACCAUUUCCAAGGAUCUUGUCUUUCCUGACGAAGACAAAGUUGGUUCGCCUCUGAAGCUAGACAAGAGUGGCCCGAGCCCGCCUGGUCAUUCCUCAUUCGAUUUCCAUCAAAGUCCAGGAUAUUUGAAGAAGGCGCGCUCAAAGAAAGACAACCAGGCUCGUUUCCAUGCUCUGUGUAAGCGCAAUCGGGAAGCUGUCAAAUUCCGACCCCUAGGUCAACUCGAGUCCUCGGAUUCAGAAGAGGAUGACCUCAAAGCAAGUCCGCUCACAGGUGGACGACCCUGGUUGAAGCAAAGACAUUCCAUGACAUCCACGACGCCAACACUAGUUAGUGACAGCGAGCGAGACGCCAAGGUCAAACCACCAGAUGAUACUGACUACGACAAGGAAAUUCAGAAGCUUGGACAGGUCAAGCGGAAGAAUGUGGUUAGCGGGCUUGGGGAGGGGGAAGUGCCAGACUACUCUGACCAUGAAGAGGAUCUUACGAGUGUCAGUCAGCGGAAGACCGAUGAAGAGUGGAGUCCUGGAUUCAUAAAACGAUAUCGGUCGUCGAAUACGCUAUUCUCGAGUCAUGGUACAGCUGUUGAUUCGCCAUCACCUCCGACAGGCGCUGUGCCUGCCACUCCUUCAUUGAUAAAGGCUCUUGACCGAAUUGCCUUGGCACAAAAGGAUGCGUUUGGA
This is a messenger RNA of Desarmillaria tabescens, 1560 nucleotides long. RefSeq lists its product as uncharacterized. Lineage: Eukaryota; Fungi; Basidiomycota; Agaricomycetes; Agaricales; Physalacriaceae. The record is from RefSeq and is a predicted model, not a curated record. The annotation marks the transcript as partial. The transcript is spliced from 4 exons.